Messenger RNA from Cetraspora pellucida, 180 nucleotides. Lineage: Eukaryota; Fungi; Glomeromycota; Glomeromycetes; Diversisporales; Gigasporaceae. The record is from the annotation of a GenBank genome assembly.
AUGAAUUUAUCUAUGUGUUGUGCUACUAACAAAAGGCCAUUUGAAGAUAAGAAAAAUAUUUCUAAAGAUGUUCAAAUUGAAAAGUAUUAUGAUAUUCAGUUUAAUAAUAACAAUGAGGAUAAUAUUCAGGUAGAAAAUGAUGAAGAUGAUGACAUAAAUGAUGUGUUUAAUGAAAAUUGA